AUGAGUAUAAGGAAAAAAAAGGAUGAAAAAAAUCAAGUUUUAACAACCAAUGUUUGGCUGGAUCAGCGGCGGUUUCGCUGGCAGGAAUGGGUAGACGAGCUCUUGCAUUGGGAUCCGAGCGAGUACAACGGCCUCGAGACGAUCCGGCUGCCCUGCGAGAGGAUCUGGCUACCGGACAUUGUGCUCUACAACAACGCCGACGACUACACGCGGGGCUACAUGCGGAGCAAGGCGAUGGUCGGCUACGAGGGGAAGGUGUUCUGGCCGCCGCCCACCAAGUUCCGCUCCACCUGCCCCGUGGACGUCACCUACUUCCCCUUCGACGACCAGACGUGCAUCCUCAAGCUCGGGUCUUGGAUCUACGAUGGCUUCCAGGUGGACGUAACCAACAGAACGGCUGAUGUUGAUCUUACAAACUAUAUUCCCAAUGGCGAGUGGGAAUUGCUGGAAGCAAGAAUCAUUAGGAAUGUCAUCUACUAUUCCUGUUGUCCUGAACCAUUCCCGGAUGUCACCAUUACAAUCACUAUAAGACGGAAAACCCUGUACUACAUGUACAACGUGGUUCUUCCGUGCAUGAUGAUGUCGGUGCUGACGCUGCUGGUGUUCUGUCUGCCGCCGGACUCCGGGGAGAAGAUCGCCCUCGGCGUCACCGUCCUCCUCGCCUUCAGCGUCUUCAUGCUGGCCAUCGCCGAGAAGAUGCCCGAGACCUCGGAGUCCAUCCCGCUCAUCGGCAUCUAUCUCACGGCGGUCAUGACCAUCACGUCGAUCAGCAUCAUCAUGACAGUCAUCGUGCUCAACUGUCAUUAUCGUGGGCCUAUUCAACGCGAGGUCCCCCCUUGGAUGAGAAGGUGAGGCAAAGGGGAGAAAAGUUUCGUUGUUUCUGUCUACGCUUUUUUUCUUUUUUUCUUUGUUUCUGAUGUUAUUGUUUGCUUCUUUUUCUAUUUCUUCCUUUCCCUCUCUCUCUCUCUCUCUCUCUCUCUCUCUCUCUAGAUGAAUAGAUAG
Molecule: messenger RNA, 1002 nt
Organism: Penaeus monodon (black tiger shrimp)
Lineage: Eukaryota; Metazoa; Arthropoda; Malacostraca; Decapoda; Penaeidae
Product: neuronal acetylcholine receptor subunit alpha-10-like
Exons: 7
Coding region: 1-852 (283 amino acids)
Biological process (GO): chemical synaptic transmission; monoatomic ion transmembrane transport; regulation of membrane potential
Cellular component (GO): neuron projection; synapse; postsynaptic membrane
Molecular function (GO): transmembrane signaling receptor activity; acetylcholine-gated monoatomic cation-selective channel activity
Source: RefSeq, a predicted model, not a curated record